AUGUCUUUUGCAGGUCCUUCCUCCAUAUAUGAUAUUCAAUACUAUGGUGAUUAUAUUAUCACAACGGUUACAACAGCAGCUGUUGUUGUCCAUGAAUGGAUAGCUAAUACACUGCAUAUCCACAAGCAUAAACUAAGCAAACUUCUCAUUGGCCUUGACACCGAAUGGUGUAUGCCUACUGAACCAGAUGGACACCAACAAGUUGCCAUCAUUCAACUCUGUGUGGGUAAAACAUACCUUAUAUUUCAACUUUACCAAGCGUAUGAUAUCCCACCAUCUUUGAUUCAAUUUCUUGGGCACAAGAAAUUCAAAUUUGUUGGUAAAGAGGUGCGGAAUGAUGCUUACAAACUAUUUGAAAAUUAUAAGUUGCAUGUGGCUCAUACAAAAGAUGUAGCCUACUAG
Hevea brasiliensis (rubber tree) is the source of this 402-nucleotide messenger RNA. RefSeq lists its product as uncharacterized. Gene Ontology annotation, cellular component: nucleus; cytoplasm. Lineage: Eukaryota; Viridiplantae; Streptophyta; Magnoliopsida; Malpighiales; Euphorbiaceae. The transcript has a single exon. The record is from RefSeq and is a predicted model, not a curated record. The coding region runs from base 1 to 402 and encodes 133 amino acids. Gene Ontology annotation, molecular function: 3'-5' exonuclease activity; nucleic acid binding.